Peromyscus leucopus (white-footed mouse) is the source of this 4166-nucleotide messenger RNA. It is a transcript of the gene Gpr21, whose product is annotated as G protein-coupled receptor 21. Gene Ontology annotation, cellular component: membrane. The transcript has 2 exons. NCBI's taxonomy places the organism in Eukaryota, Metazoa, Chordata, Mammalia, Rodentia, Cricetidae. Gene Ontology annotation, biological process: G protein-coupled receptor signaling pathway. Gene Ontology annotation, molecular function: G protein-coupled receptor activity. The coding region runs from base 2763 to 3812 and encodes 349 amino acids. The record is from RefSeq and is a predicted model, not a curated record.
UACAGAGCAAGUUCUAGAACAGCCAAGGAUACACAGAGAAACCCUGUCUAGAAAAACAAAACAAAAUGUUUCUCAUCCAAGCCUUCUGAAGUCACCCUGGAGGUUGAUAAUUGGGCACAAAGUCAUGUUGCAGUGUUGAGGAGCACUCACUCACUGUUAGAGGUGAGGCAUGCUGGGUGACUUCUGUGAUGAGACUGAGAUAAGGCCAGCAGCCAGCAGGGGCCAAAUUCCACAAAGUGACAUUAAUGGUUUUGUGUAACCAGAUAAAAAAUUGAAUCAUUUCAUUUCAUAUUUAUUGUAUAGCAUUUUGUGUUUCCACUGCUGGCUGUACAUACAGGGCAAGUGCUUUACUGGUUAGCUGUGUUUCCAAUCCCAGCCGAAGCUCUACAUUUAGGUUUAAAAGGCAGUGUAACUGGGCGUGGUGGUGCAGAGGCAGGCUGAUUUUCGUGAGUUUGAGAGCAGCCUGGUUUAUAUAGUGAGACUUUGCCUCAAAAAAAAGCAAAUAAAUAAAUGAAAUAAAAUAAAGUAAAAAACAAGAUGUAAGAUGAUUUCAUGUGUCUGACAAAAGGCAGGUUGUCUUGCUUCAAAUCCUAACUCCACUGUUUCCUAGCUGCUGUUGGGCAAUUUAAUAUUCCUGGGCUAAAAUGGGAUGAUAAUAGAACCUUGCUUGUAUGAUUGUUAGUAUUAAUAGGGUAAAUAAGUGGAAGUACUCAGAAUGAUUCAUAGUCAUAUUAAGUGUAAGUAGCUGCCUUGUUACUGUUAUUAACUUGUUUGUUUAUCAUUUUAGUUUUAGAAUAUUAUUUUGGUUCAGUGAAGCAUGGCAAAAGAUAAUUGUGGCUUAUUGUGGUCGUAGCAAAGAAAGUCUCCCCUUAUUGCUGGGGACAUGUUUCAAAACCUCCAGUGGUUGCUUAAAGCAUUAGAUAGUACCAGACUUGUAACUAUUUUGUGUUUUCCAUACCUUCAAUAAAGUGUAACUUACAAAGCAGGCUUAGUAAGAGGUUCCCAAUAGUAGGUAUAAUAAAAUAGCUGUAACAGUACAUUGUGAUAAGUUCUAUGGACAUGGGCUGUCUCAAACUGCAGGAUUCCCAUUCAGUGCUUUCAGACACUGCAGCUCAGAAGACCACUCUGCUGUGUAAGAGACACUCGGAGGUAGAGCCCUCAGCACACCAUGUGCUGUUGCAUGAGUGUGGAGAGAGACCGGAGAAGUAGGAAUAGGAAUUAGUACCUCACAUAGUCUUUGAGUGACAGUGGCUUACUAUAGAAAGACACUGCUGCUCUCUGCUGAGGCUUGGCACUCUGUCAGUCUUGUGCUUCUGUGUGUUCUGAGGCCCUUGCUUUCCUGUGGUAGUGUUCACCAUUCACCUUUCACUGAGUUGUGAUCAUAGACAUCCUUUUGCCCACAAUGAGAAAGCAUGUAUAAAGUAAGAAUACAAGUUGGAUCACAUAGUGAGUGCUCUGUUCAGAUGUGCAGAUCUCCUGGGAUUAUUACAAAUGCCAUCAUUUGUUUUCUUGUCCUCUGCUGGGAGUGUGGGGCUUUAUUCAGGCAGAAUUAUGUCAUUCGCAUGGCACCCAAUUCCUAGUUAUUGAAAAGUACUUUUUAUGACAUCUGAAACAAAAUGCUGUAUGAUUUCAGUUUGCAUUGUAUUUGAUUGCACCCUAAGAUUCAAAGACUUGUACCUGAAUAUCUGCAAGCUGCCUCAGGCUACCACUUGGGUGCAGCGCCUGACUAGCCUGAGGGAGAGGCAAAAGAGCAGCAACAGCGCUCCCUUUCUUACCACCAGUGCCCAAUAAACGGUGAACGAAAACUGAGGCUGAACAGUUCAGUCGUCUUGUGCAGCCGAGUUAGAAUUCCUCCACUGCCGUGUACUGUUAACACACUUCCUUUCCUUGAUACUGUUCUUUGUUCUUGGGAAAUGGUACACAAAAAUAGGACUUUCCCCUCACCCUCUGGUCGUGUGCUUCAGCUCAACUCCUGACUCCUCCCUCUCUCCCCAUCCCCUCCUCCUUUUCCUCCCUCCCCACCCAUCCAUCCUUGUAUUUUUCUUGCUGGCAGUCUGGAUCCUACUCAUUUACCUAAGAGGGGGAUUCCAGACAGACAGGAGACAGCUUUCAAACGCUGCACUGCUGGAAACUCAAGUCAGUGCCCACAGUGCAGUCUCAAAGCUCCAGAGAUUCUCCCCGGCGAUGAAUUCUAAUGAGUUGCCCGAGAUGCUAGAGUGUGUGUAAGCACAGCCUUUCCCUUCCCUUCCCUUCCCCGUUUCUUCCUCUUCCCAAGCCCCUUCUCCCCCUGCUCCCCUCCUACUCUUUUAUCCCUCCCUCUGUGCUGUAGUUCUGCCGCACAGGACUGAAGCACAAUCCUGCCGUGCAAGGCUUUCUGUUUGGGGUUUAUUGUGGCUUUUGUUUGGAUUUCAGCAUGCAGAAUUACAGCUCUUCAGAGGAGACUCAUUACAACUCCUGCUGAAGCUCCUAGCCUUCCUCCCUCUGCCUCUCCCCCACCCUCACUUGGCCUGAAGACACUGUCCCCAAUCCGCCGUACUCCCUUGGUGAUAUGUGCAUGGUGAACAUGGCAGUGUGGCCAGGUCUGGGUUGGCUCUCCCUGUUCCAGGAAGAAUCUAAAGGGAAGUUGCACCGCAGCAGAGCAGGAACCUGGUGACUAGGGUUCCUGGCAUUGUCACACACAGCCAUGCACAGUUGACUGCAGUGACAAUAGCUGCUUCUGGGAACUGGGCAGCAUGAAGUGAGAGCCAGUUCCUGAGCGCGAGAUGAACUCCACCUCGGAUGGUGGUCAGAGCAGCCACCCUUUCUGUCUCCUUGCCCUGGGCUACUUGGAAACUGUCAGUUUUUGUCUUUUGGAAGCACUGACUGUUGUCUUUCUAACAAUAUUGAUUAUUUCUGGCAACAUCAUUGUGAUUUUUGUGUUUCACUGUGCACCUCUGUUGAACCAUCACACUACAAGUUAUUUUAUCCAGACAAUGGCAUAUGCUGACCUCUUGGUUGGGGUAAGCUGCCUGGUCCCAUCCUUGUCACUGCUCCACUACCCUCUUCCUAUGGAGGAGGCCAUGACUUGCCAAGUAUUUGGCUUUGUAGUGUCAGUUCUGAAGAGUGUCUCCAUGGCUUCUCUGGCCUGUAUCAGCAUUGAUAGAUAUAUUGCCAUCACUAAGCCUUUAACCUAUAAUACGCUGGUUACUCCCUGGAGACUACGCCUUUGUAUUUUUCUGAUUUGGCUAUAUUCCACCCUGGUCUUCCUGCCUUCCUUCUUCCACUGGGGCAAACCUGGAUAUCAUGGAGAUGUGUUUCAGUGGUGUGCAGAGUCCUGGCAUACCAAUCCCUACUUCACAUUGUUCAUCGUGGUGAUGCUGUAUGCCCCAGCUGCCCUCAUUGUCUGCUUCACAUAUUUCAACAUCUUCCGCAUCUGCCAGCAGCACACAAAAGAAAUCACCGAAAGGCAAGCCCGAUUCAGCAGCCAGAAUGGGGAGACUGGGGAAGCCCAGACCUGUCCUGAUAAGCGCUAUGCCAUGGUCCUAUUCAGAAUCACCAGUGUGUUUUAUGUCCUCUGGUUGCCAUACAUCAUCUACUUCCUGCUGGAGAGUUCUACUGGCUGCAGCAGCCGCCUUGCAUCUUUCCUGACUACCUGGCUUGCUAUUAGUAACAGUUUCUGCAACUGUAUCAUUUAUAGUCUCUCCAACAGUGUUUUCCAACGAGGAUUAAAGGGCCUCUCAGGGGCUGUGUGUACUUCUUGUGCAAGUCACACUUCAGCCAAGGACCCUUACACAGUUAGAAGCAAAGGACCCCUUCAUGGAUGUCAUAUCUGAGGGGCUCAUGUAUUUCAGUCACUUUGUCUGCAGAGAGGAAGGGUGGCUUUGAUUUUUUUCCAUUUCCCUUCUGUCUAGUUCAGUAGGGGAUCUAGGACAGGAUAAUUUGACUCUGAGCAGCUGCAGACUAUCCAGAUACCUUCUCAGUUCUCAGAAGUUGUUUUCUAAAUGAGAUUUAAAAUUAGAAGAAUCAGAAUCAUGAAAAAAAUCACUCUUGAUGCAGUUUUUGAAAUGUCAUGGAAGUAACUACAGUUUCAGAUUCAAAAGGAAUAAAGCCAUAGCUAACACCUCUCCCAGCUGGCGUGACUGAACCUGGGCAUGAAAAGCAUCAGCACUUAAAAAAAAAAAAAAAAA